AUGCGAGCUCGAACCCACGGAUGUAGCGGUGCCCAAUUACAAGCGGCGAGCGGCCGCGCCGAAAAAGCGCAUUUAGCCUACCGACUGGCCAAAUGCGCGGAUCUUGCCUCCAUCCAUGCGCUGCUCCGUGAAGAAGCGGGCAGCGCCCGCAAUGCCUUGCCAGGAGCGGUCCGCACGCAGCUUGCGGCCAGCACGCGUCCUGCCGACGUUGUCGCCACGUUCCGGCAACUCACGGCUAGAUGGCGUAGCAGUGCGCAGGGUCCCCUGGAUGCCGCGCUGCUUACCGACGCCCUGCAGCCCGCGUAUGCCUUGCUGGACCUCCACCUGCCCUCCCUGCAGCCUCGCGAAAUCGCCGCCAUCAUCAAAUCGCUAGCAUGCCUCCGAAGCGCCAGUCCGGAGGUGCUAAGACGCCUGGCGGACUCCUUGAUGCGCAGGCCCGCCCCGGCCCCGGCCCCGACCACACAGCCGGGCAGUGUACUGCAGCACGGUCUGAUGGUGGCAACGCCAGCACUAGCUGCAAUGGCGUCGCCAGCUUCCCCGCCAUCAAACGUUCCACUGGCACCGUCCCAUCAUGCCGCUGCGGGAACGCCACCAUCACCCACAGUAUCCUCCGCGUUUCCCGGUCUGGCCCGGCUGACCAGCCCAGAGCUGGCGUCCGUGGUUUCGGCGCUGGCAGCGUUCAACUUGCGGCCGGGGGACGCGUGGCUGGGCCUGUGCAUGAGCUGCCUGCAGCUAGGGUUGCCGUACCUGUUGGGGCCGCAGCUGUCACAGCUGCUGUGGUCGCUGGUGCAACUGGGGGUACGGCCCACGUCCCCCUGGCUGGCGCUGUACGAGGAGGCGCUUUGCGUGUGCCUGGAACACCACCUUUGCAACCAACACCAAAACCACCAAAACCAGCAUGACCUGGACGGUUCCAAGAAAACAACCGUCGAGGCGCCUCCAGCUCAACUGCCUCCGCCGUCGCCGCCGGGCGCUGCCUUAACGCAUCAUCCGAAGCAGGAAGCGGCAACGGAAGCGGCAGGCAUGUCUGCUGCAGCACCAACAGGGCCUGGCGGUGGCGGCGAUCUGAGCUGCGAUGACCUGGUUCGUGUGGUGAGCGCCUCCGCGGAGGUGUCUUUCCAGCCGGGUCCCAGGUGCCGGGGGCUGCUGCUGGCGGCGCUGGGCUCCCGGCUGCGGGCCAUGCAGCCCCACCAAGUGGCGACCCUGGCCUGGGCGGUGACCCGGCUGGGGUGGCGGCUAGGCGAGGAGUGGCGGGAGGACUUCCUGCGGGUCACCGGGUCGCUUUUGCCGUACUUCCGGGCUGCGGAUCUGCCUGCCGUACUUGGCUUCCUGGGCUCUGCCGGACUGGCCCCCGACCGUGCCUGGCUGCAUCGCUGCCUGGAGACGAGCCUCCCCCACUUGCCCCAGGUUAGCCCGCGGGACCUGCCCGACCUCCUCUGGGACAUCACCCGGCUGGAUGGCGACCUCUUCAAACAGGGGGUAUUGCGGGGAGGGGGGGAGAGAGGGGGAAGGGGCAAGGCUGGGAAGCAGCGGCGGGGAAGAGGUGCGGAGGCGGGGGGAGCCGGUGGGGAUGCGGAGGAGGGGCGGCAGCUGGAGGUGCUGGCGGCGACCUGGCUGCGGCGCUACCUGGCGCUGUGUACGGAGAAGGUAUCGAGAUUCACGGCGGCGGGUGUGGCUCGGAUGAUGCUGGCGGUGGCGCGGGCGGGAGGAGGUCGGCCGGAGGACGGGUGGCUGCAGGCGGCGUGUGCCACCCUGGCUUCCAAGAGCGACGUCCUGGCGCCCAACGAUAUGGCCGAUGCAGUGAUGGCGCUGGCAGAACUCCGCCGUCAGAGCCUGGAAACAACAACAGCCACCAUCACCACAGCCACCGCAGCCACCAGGACAAAGAAAACAAUACGAUUGAUGUCAACGUCAACGUCAGCGGCGGCGGCAGCGGCAGCGGCGGAGAGUCGGCUGCAGCAGCGGGCGCUGCUGGAGGCCCUACUUGCGGGUUGCGCCACGAAGAUGUCGCUGCUGCCGAAUGACCGGCUGGUGGGGCUGGUGGCGGCGGUGGCGGAGCUGGACGUGCAGCCCGACCCUUCCUGGCUGUUCGCGCUGCUGGAGGAGACUCAGACGCGAUUGGCGGAGGCGGCUCGCGGCGCCGCCACACCCACGUCCACACCAACACCCACAGCGACAGUGCCCGUAACUUCGGUAUUAUCGCCAGCCGUAUCGGCGUCCUCCUCCUCCUCCUCAUCAUCAUCAUCAUGGCCCCAGCCGGCGUCAGCGUCAGAGGCGCCCACGUCGGUCGCGUCUUCGGCGGCCGCUGCCGCUGCUGCAGGCGCGGGGGGCUUGGCGGCGUAUCCGGAUUCGGUGACGAUGACGGCGGAGCCUUCAUCGCGGUCGCUAACCCCGCGGCUGCUAUCCGAGUUGUUGGUCUCUGUGGCCAAGCUAGGUGUGCCGCCACCGCGGCGCUGGAUCCGUAGCUUCCUGGCGGCUUCGGAGCCCCAGAUGGGGACCUUCGACGCGGAAUCUCUGGGUGGGCUGAUGUGGGGCCUGGCGGUGCUGGAUGUACGACCGUCGGCUGAGUGGACCGCGCGACUUAUGGAUCGAGUCCGGAUCUGCCUGGUACGGAAGCACGAGGUCAAUCUGGAUCCGGAUCUGGGGAUAUUUGAGAUGGCUAGGGGUCUGGAGCGGGGUCGGCACGGAGGCCGAGAAACGGCGUAUGGUGGCGGUGAACUGGAAAAAGAGGCAAAGAGGAGCAGCUGCGUGGAGAAUGAAGAGGCGGUGGAGGACGUCCGAAUGGACCCGACAUGACCUUUUAUCAGGCUAACAAAGUUUCGACAUGCGUGAGGGUCGAACGGCGGACCGUGUGGCCGAAUGGGAGAGGUAAAAAGGGGGAGACACAACGGCUGAUAUUGGCGUUUGUGCCAUGCCACUG
This is a messenger RNA of Volvox carteri f. nagariensis, 2920 nucleotides long. RefSeq lists its product as uncharacterized. The record is from RefSeq and is a predicted model, not a curated record. The coding region runs from base 1 to 2796 and encodes 931 amino acids. Lineage: Eukaryota; Viridiplantae; Chlorophyta; Chlorophyceae; Chlamydomonadales; Volvocaceae. The transcript is spliced from 5 exons.